Apaloderma vittatum (bar-tailed trogon) is the source of this 756-nucleotide messenger RNA. Its product is annotated as protein SCAF8-like. The record is from RefSeq and is a predicted model, not a curated record. NCBI's taxonomy places the organism in Eukaryota, Metazoa, Chordata, Aves, Trogoniformes, Trogonidae. Gene Ontology annotation, molecular function: RNA binding. Gene Ontology annotation, cellular component: nucleus.
AUGUGGCCAGAGUUGUACUCGCUGAACGAUUAUAAGCCACCCAUUUCUAAAGCUAAAAUGACACAGAUCACCAAGGCAGCAAUCAAGGCUAUAAAGUUCUACAAGCACGUUGUACAGAGUGUUGAGAAAUUCAUUCAAAAGUGCAAGCCAGAAUACAAGGUACCUGGUCUGUAUGUCAUUGACUCCAUUGUAAGACAGUCCCGGCAUCAGUUUGGGCAGGAAAAGGAUGUAUUUGCUCCAAGAUUCAGCAAUAACAUCAUCAGCACUUUCCAGAACUUGUACCGUUGUCCAGGGGAUGACAAGAGUAAAAUUGUUAGAGUGCUGAAUUUAUGGCAGAAGAAUAAUGUGUUCAAGAGUGAAAUCAUUCAGCCUCUCUUGGUAAUUCCUCCUCCAGUUGUGACUCCUGUCUUGCCCAGCACUACAGCUGCUAUGAGCAACAAUACACCAGGAACACCUGUGACUCCAGUUACUCCAGCCAAUGUGGUACAGAGUUUACCUGAUCCUUGGGUAUCUCAGAUUGCUAAUACAGAUACCCUGGCUGCUGUGGCACAGAUUUUACAGAGUCCUCAAGGCCAACAGCUUCAGCAGUUGAUACAGACAUUGCAGAUACAGCAGCAGAAACCUCAGCCUUCGCUACUUCAAGCCCUGGAUGCUGGUCUUGUCGUUCAGUUACAGGCCCUCACAGCGCAACUUACAGCUGCAGCUGCUGCUGCUAACACGCUUAAUCCGUUGGAACAGAGUGUCUCUUUUAAUAAG